CACAUAUGGAAAAUGUUUGAUUUUUGUAGAAGGUACAGACAUUUUUUCAUAUGGCCAUUGAUUUUAGCAAUCCUCAUAAAGGUAAGAAUAAAAUGUAAAAUGCUACCAAAUGUGCUAUAAAAAGUAUGAUUGUCCUAACCGAGUGGCUCAGCUGGAGCAUCACCCCGUACACCAAAAGGUUGCAGGUUUGAUCCCCGGUGGGGCAUGAAGGCGGGAGGGGCAACCAAUCGAUGUUUCUCUCUCACAUCAGUGAUUCUCAUUCUCUCUCGUUCUCCCUCUCUCGUACUCUCAAAUCAAUGAACGUGUCCUCGGGUAAAGAUUUUUUUAAAAGUAUAAUGACGUGAAUUUCUAACAACUUUCUAAAAUAAGUUCAGGUUGCCCAAGAAUAGGUGCAUAAACUUAAAAUAUGCUUAUUUUCAGGUUUUUCAUAGGAAGGGUAUGUGUCAGAUGUGUUCUUUUCAUGCAUUUAUGACCUGUAGUUUAUACCAUGUAAAUGCAAAAAAACAAAAAAGAAACAUUUUUGAAGUAAUUCACUAUUUACCCUUUUUUAAAAAAAAACAGUUGACUAGAUCUUGACUUAAUGUUCAUACCCAGAUAUACUGAUGGAGGAUUUCUAAUAACCUUAAUUUUUAAAUGAUUUUAUCCAAAUGUCAAGAUUCUUUUUUUCACAACCAAAUACAUAAAAUUUACUAGUGGAAAAAUCUGUAUUAUAGGUUAUUUUUACAUAUAUUUUACAUAUUUUUACAUAUGGUAGUUUUUAGUGUCAACCAAAGGUCAGGUCAUUGGCGUGAAUUCAACACCAACAGGAAUUCCCAGUUUGGGUGCAGUGAAGAAGGAACAGGUCAGUUGUGACACAGCAUGUCUGUGCAAACAGCACUGCUGUCGGCCCGGGGGCAGCCCCUGGCCAGCCAGCCAGCUCCGAUCUGCUCCAGAGGCCUUUGCUGCUUCAGCUCCAGCCCAGGAAAGGCAGUGCUGUAGGGAAGCACACUUUCCGAGUCAGGGGGAGCUGACUUGCACAGACAGAAGUCCCCCCGGACCCUGAUUGGUCUGUCCUCAUGCAAACGAGGCCUCCAAAUCCUCGCAGUUUGAUUGGUCCAAAGAGCCCUCUCCCAAUUGGUCAGAAUGGAGGCUGCUCUCUAACCACUGAGCCACACUGGUCGGGGCAGAAUAGUAGAUACAGUGGUACCUCGGUUUUCCAAUGUCACCGUUGACGGACAUUUCAGUUUAGGAACCCCGUAAGCCUGGAAGGAAAUGCUUCAGUUUUCGAACACACCUCGGAAGUCGAACAUGCCCUGCCGCUUCCCCUGAGGACAAGAUCCUGAGGCCCAGCUGUCGGCUGUGGAUCCCUCGGUUUUCCAACGUUUCUGAAGUUGAACGGUCUCCCGGAAUGGGUUACAUUAGAAAACCAAGGCUCCGCUGUAUUUUUAAAACAGCCUUGACCUCUGCAGUUAGUUUUCCUUUGUCACAAAGAAAUAAUUUUCUUUGCUAAUUAUAGCUCUGUAUCUAUUUUUUUUAAAUAUCCCUUUCUGUUCCUUUUUUCCCCCAAAAGAUUUUAGGAGCCCUACACACUUGAAUUUAUUGAUUUUAUAAAUAAAAUCGACCAUCAUGGUUAAACGAGUUUCCUGAUUUUCUUUGCUAAGAAAAAUUUCAUCUUCUUGCUAAGUGAUUUACUACUUUAACAUUACAUUAAUUCAUUCACUUAGUAAGUAUAUUGAACAGCCCUUAUAUGAUAGGCCCUGUUCUAGGUUCAGGGACACAGUGAGCAGGCAGACAUAAUCCCUGCCUCAUGGAGCUCACAAUCUAGUGGCAUAGCUUUCUUGCGAAACAUCAACAUUUUGUGGUGACAUUUGGUAAGUUUUAUAUGGCAGGUCCCUUUUGAAAGAAUAUUUGUCUUGGGGCCUUGGCUCCUCAUUUUUUAAGUGGGGAAGUCGGACUAGAUGAUCUCUAAGUUUCUUUUCCAUUUCAGAACUUCCAUAUUUUGGAAGUUGGAAGCUGGUUUGCCACUAGAGCCUUAGGCAGCUCCACCCACCCCGUCAAAGCAGUUCAUUAUAGAAAAUUUUAUAAGAGAUAUUUGGCAGGGAUGGUGGCACAAAUAGGUAAUGAACAGUAUCAAAUGCUCAGGAAACUCGAAUGAGUUAAGGAAAAGUUUGAGGACCAUUUUUCUUAGUAUUUAAGAAGACAUUGCUGACUAUAAUAUGAACAGUUUCAGCAGAAUAAUCCCGUUGGGUUAGGGAUCGAAUAAGUGUAGGCAUUGCCUAUUCCUUUGAGACCCCGUUAGUGUUAAAAUGGGAAAUGUUAAAGCUUAGUCUUGUGACUACUAAGACUUACUUUCCUGUCCGUACUUGUUUCUAGAUAUGUGAAUUUCCCUGUUUUAAGUGGUUACCUUGGGAGAUUUAUCUAGCAUCGAUAUUGAUGUUAACCAGAUAAUGAAUGCUCGAGUACUAUGUGAUACAGUUGGAACAGCUGGUUCGAUGCCCAGAACUGAAUGCUGUGCUCCAGCUGUGGCCUCACCGGUGCUGACUAGAGAGGAAGAGCCACCUUCAUAGCUUACAUGUGAUUCCUCUGCUUAUACAACCCAAUACUGGAUUUACUUACUUUGGCAAGAUAGCUGCGUUGUGCACUGUAUUUGAUGUUCCGUGUACUGUAACCCUGGGUCUUUCUCUGCAUCGCUGCGUUGAACCCCUAGUCCUGCCCAUCUAAAACCCCUGCCUUUGUUUACCCGCCCUGUCCCCCACCCCCACCCUGUAGACUCCCCCUACAUUCAUCCACAAUGAAUGUCAUCUUUACGCUCUCAUUCCUUUCCCCUCUAACCUGAAACUUUGGCAGAAUUGACCCUGUCUUUCGGUUGUCGGUUGUCAGCCAUGGUACUUUCCUCCCUGCUUUGGUUAUGGGACCGCUGUCAAGUCUCUCCUCCGGUUCUUCCCCCUCGUCGUCACUGAACAGCUGGCAGGGUGGAUUUAGGAAGCACUCGCCUGGCGUUUCUCCCCACGGGGCCCUGUGCGCUCCUCUGAUUCCCCGCCUAGUCCAGUCGCUCCCUGCGAUUUGUUGUUCUGUCCAGACUCCCUGGACUCCUCCUGACCUCUGUCCCUGUGACCUCAUCCAAGGUGCAGUGUCUCUCCCGGCUCUUCCCCCAGGGAGGGGACAGUAACCGUGUUUACCGUGGACAUUCUAACCAUAAGGAAAGCCAUCUUCAUUGUGAAUAGAGUAGCCUUUAGUCAUUGUAAGCAAGUUCUUCCCCCCCCCCCAAGAUAUUAGUUUAAAAAGAAAAUGCUAGAGCUUAAAUUACUAUGACUUUCUCAGAUGAAUGAGGUAAAGGAGGAAGGAAGGGAAGCAAAGCUUUUGUUCUGAGCAGGAAAUAGCAACUGGUUCUCCAAGAGAAGCUGAACUGAGGUUCCUGCUGGGUUUGGUGCAGCUGUCAGAAAUGGGAGGUGAGACUUUGUUUCUUCUAGACUCUGGAGCCGUUGUCUUAAUUUUAGACUUUAGAGUAGGUUUUUAAGGUGGUUUACUUUGGACUGUUGACAGAGACACAGUCAUUUAAGUGUAUGCUUUGGUUCUUCCUUUAGAGUGUGGAGGUGUCACCUGUCUGAUGUAUUAUGGGUGAUAAGAAUCGGAAGGUCUCCAUAUGUCCUUUUUGUCCAUCCCUAAAUCCCUCCAGUUUGACUAAAUCCCAGUGUUUCUUACAGUAGCAGUCAAGCUGAGGGUUUUUUGUUUUUUUCUAUCUUAGUCAGUGUGUCCUAUUUAAACAGCCUCUCCUUGGAUCUGUAGUCUUCACUGAACCCAGAAGGUACCUCAUGUUUGUUUAUGUUUUGAGAAAGUUAAAGUCAAUUUGGAAGUCUUUUUAACAUUAUUUCAGCACAUCAAAUUUUAUCAUAAUGAUUUAGGAUUACCAAACAUUUUCCCUUCAGACCCCUACUAAACAUUUUACAUAUCAGCAUAUUAACUAUUCAAGUGUAUUACACAAGUACACUACAAAGUAAGAAAUAUAAAAUAUAUCAUCUGACUGUUCUUCCAUAUCUAAAUCCAUUAGAUAUGGCUAGUUUUCUUAUUCUCAGUUGCAUAAGUGAAAAUCUAAGCUCAGUUUGGUUGUUUCAAAGAAAGCAAAUCGUUUCCAUGGUUUCCCACUCUAUCGUCAGAGCUUGGUGGCUUUGUUUAUGCCCAUGUCACGUCCUCAUACGUGCGGCCCCUUUCUUCAAAGGAACAUCAGCUGUGUUUCCUGACUUCGGCAGUAACCCCCAGGGACAGAGCCCACUGAUCCCUUUCCUGUGCCGGAUUCUUUUCUCCAGGCAGCCAGGCAGUCGUGGCACACUUCCCAUCUCCAUUUAUGGCCCUGAAGGGUGAGAGGGACACGGCUGGGACUCUCCAUUUACGGUCCUUGGAGGAGUCGAAAAGAGUGGUUGGGGUGUUCUUGGAGGCAGCAACUAGGCAUCGUGAGAUAAAAAUAAAUUGGCAAGAGAUGUUUGCAAUUCCAGUUCCAGUCUCUGCAGGGAGGGCAGAGGGCACGCGGAGAGGGGAGAGUAGAGCCCACUGAGAACUGCCGCAGGCCGUUGUCUCCUUCCACCGGGAGGGCUGCCCUUGACGCACUUCCCGAGUUCUUUUGUUCUAGAGAGUUUUGUGUCACGUGUACUUAUGACCAUCCUUUACGAAGAGAAGGAAGGAGCACGUUUAGAGAGUGUAUUAUCAGAAACCUCAGUGCUUUAAGGCGUCCCCUGAGGCACCAGCAGGGAUCUGGAGAGGGCGAGUGAGGGAGGUGCUCAUGCAGGGGGCAGGCUGGCUGGUUUGGGGACAGGGUGCUGCUGAUCACUGCUCUGUUGUGUCUGAGGAACAACAGCUAAGUGUCAUGCUUUCACUCUUCCUUUUGCCCAUCUGGGUUUCUGGCAUCAAGGGACAGAUCUGCAAAGUACUUUAUAGAGUGUCUCCUGGUGGUUUGCCAGCUGCGAUUCAAAGGCACUGAACUUUCAUGGAGGCUCUAUGAAGACUUUUGAGUUCAGUUUGGUGAGAACAGGUGAUGUGUUGGCUUAUGGAAAGUCAUCGCACAUGUAGGAGACAUUCGUGGUCUGGCUAAUGCACAUACGUGAAGUCUGAGGUGAACUGGUUUUGCGCAGGCGUGUUAGAAAGUAUUUGAGAGUCACCAGAGAAAAGGGGACUUGUCUCAAGAAAACUCAGAGUGCAGCCCAGUCCAGUAGAAGGAACAGCGGAAGGCAGAGAUGGGGUAGAGACUGAAAGCGGCCAAACUAAAUUUGGAAGCUGGGACUGAGUCCUGGGUUUAUCCUUUGCUGUAUCAUACAAGAUAGCAUAAGGUGUGUCAUGAAACUGAGGAAACUGAGCUGACAGUAAGAAGUAUGCCUUAGAAGACCAUGAAGAAAAUGGAAGGGCUGUGCAAGGCGAUGAGCUUACCCAGGUUUUCUGUGUGGACUUGCCUGAUGGUAUGGAUUUGCUGUGCGCUACAAGGCAGAAAAAGAAGUGAAAUGACAGCCCACACCUCAUUUCUCCCCCAGAAAGGAAAUUAGUGGCCUCAUUUGUUGGUUUGUUUAGCUGGCAGUGUGACUUGUUAGGACAGGCUAGCCUUAGUGGCUCAGCUUUAGCCGUAGGCGUUGGUGUAUUGCUUCUGGAGAACUGGUGUUUGAGGCCAGGAAUCUGUAGCAUUAUUGAUUUGACCUUUUAAAUUUUAGCAUCUUCCCCAAAGACAGGGUGAGUUAGUAAGGAAUACGGACUGUGGACUGUGUUUUUCUAGUCGAUUCGCUCAGGCCAUUGCUUUGACCCUGCAUGCUUCUCAAUCAGGAGGAAGGAAGGGCAUAGCCCUUGCUUUGGGGAACUGUCCUUUCUGUCCCCCCCCUCACUUUUUCCACAUUCCGGCACAGCAGCAGCUCUCUCUCCUGUGGCAGGUGUGCAUCCUAUUGGCUGGCUGGUAUUUCUUGUUUUUCUUUUUUUUUUUUCUUCUUCUUUUUAAGUGGGGGAGGGGGUAUAAAAUAUGUGUAUGGGGUACAUGCAAUAAUGUUGUAUUGGUUCUUGUUUAACAGAUAAUUAAUUGCAAAAUGAUUGUUUGAAUUAUAACAUGUUUGAGUUAAAUGCUAAAUUAGUAUUUUUUCUAAUAUAACAAUGAAUUUGAAAUCUAGCAUUCCUGUAACAAUGUGUCUGUGUUUGUCUGUCUGUGUCUGUCUGAUGGUAAUUAAUGUCUGUGGUCCGGACCUGGAGGAGGAAGGACAGCUCUAAAGGAAUAACAAAAGACUUUGUGUCUUAGACCCUUCGCAGGUGUUACAGUCGGGUGAAAGAACAUGGUGUUGGGAAAAGAAAGAGCAGUUACACAUUUGAACAGUUGGAACAGGUGUUUGGUCAGGGAGGAUGGGAUGCUCAGCCCUGCCAGCCUGUACUUAUUAACAGUAGUGGCUUGUACCAGGAGCUGGAGUCAGAUGGCAGCGCUAUGGAGGAGUAUUCACAGGAGGACUGGGGAAACCACAGUCAGGAUCUCCAUGGCUACCCAACAGAUCAGGAACUGGAUGAAAUACCUGUCACAAAGAGAACAUUAAAAAUAAAGCAAGAGUCUUCUGAAGAAGCACAGAAGAGAGACAUCAUGCAAAACAUUGUCCAGAUUUUGGAAUCAGUGCAGUUGAAAUGGGAACUGUUUCAGAGCUGGACAGACUUUUCAAGGCUUCAUCUUUCUAAUAAACUGGCUAUAUUCGGGAUUGGUUAUAAUACCCGUUGGAAAGAGGACAUCCGCUACCAUUAUGCUGAGAUCAGCUCCCAGGUGCCCCUUGGCAAGCGACUCCGCGAGUACUUCAACUCCGAGAAGCCCGAGGGACGGAUCAUUAUGACCCGGGUGCAGAAAAUGAACUGGAAAAAUGUUUACUACAAAUUUUUAGAGAUCACUAUUAGUGAAGCCAGGUGCCUGGAGCUGCACAUGGAAAUUGACUGGAUACCCAUCGCCCACUCCAAACCAACUGGGGGGAACGUCGUUCAGUAUUUAUUGCCAGGAGGCAUUCCCAAAAGCCCGGGGCUCUAUGCCAUUGGCUAUGAAGAAUGUAUGGAGAGGCCCUCCUCGCCCCAUAUGGAGCAGAGUGCCCUGGACCCAGGAAAGGAGGGCAGGGUUGACUUGGAAACCCUAUCAGCACAAGCCUCAUUACAGGUAGAAAUGGAACCCACCCGAAUUAUCUAUUGCUACCUCGGGAUCGCUGAGGUUAGGACUCUGCAGCAAUGCCUAUUUUUACAUUUCCAAGCAAAUACCAAAACCUUCAGCAAAGAUUGGGUUGGUAUUAAUGGGUUUUUGUCUCAGAACUGCAUUGUGGAUCCUGGAGUCUCCCCCAAAUCUAUCUACAUCAAGUUUGUGGAAGUAGAGAGGGAUUUUCUUUCCGCUGGCUCUUUAGUUGAGUGCCUGGAAAAAGCCAUCGGAUACCCCUUAAAAUUUAACAACUGAAUGUCAUCCUUCAUAAGGAUUUGGGCUCUUCCCUCCUCUUCUCACUUCCCAUCACCCAGACUGUCCCUCAUCCAGAUGCUGCCAUCAGACUCUUCAUGGAAACUCUUUCCACGACUGGGCCAGUACAACCUCUACAGAAUCACGGUAGACUUUGAGCAAACAAAACAGACCUCACCCGAAAAUGCUCAUUUUGAGCCAACAAGAUUUACAGCGAACUUGCAUGGUGGGUCAGCUGUUUCUUUUUUAAAAACAAAAAGUUUUUAAAUGGAUUUUAGAGCCCUGAUAUAAACAAACAUAGGUACAUUCCAUAUUGGACAAAACUUAUACUUUGAGUUUCAUAUAAAAUUGAAAAAUUGUAUUUUUUUCACAAUGUUUCAUUUUUACACAUCUCUAUGUCUCUAUAUAAGUAUUAUUUACAACCCUGAAUAAAUAAGCAAUAGAUAAUGGCAAGUUAAAUCUUGAAUCACAGUAAAUAAGACUGUUUUUCAAUAUCACCUUUAGCUACUAUUGUAUAUAAUUUAGAGUUUCAUUUUUUUCACCAACCAAGUGUUUUGCUAUUUCCAAUCAGUGUUGCCUGCAAAGACCUUUGUUUCUGUGAUGUACCAACUUUACAGUUGUGUUGCCGUUUAAACUUUUUUAAAAAAAAAAAUUAAAGUAAUUCCUGGCC
Messenger RNA from Miniopterus natalensis, 8075 nucleotides. Lineage: Eukaryota; Metazoa; Chordata; Mammalia; Chiroptera; Miniopteridae. The record is from RefSeq and is a predicted model, not a curated record.